Molecule: messenger RNA, 2011 nt
Organism: Cryptotermes secundus
Lineage: Eukaryota; Metazoa; Arthropoda; Insecta; Blattodea; Kalotermitidae
Product: insulin-like growth factor-binding protein complex acid labile subunit
Exons: 1
Coding region: 16-1965 (649 amino acids)
Cellular component (GO): extracellular matrix
Molecular function (GO): protein binding
Source: RefSeq, a predicted model, not a curated record
AUAAUAUUUUUAGGUAUGAUGGGCUACUUGCGGUUAGUUUUAACAGCCUGGUUGGUUACCAUGGUGACAGCUCGCAACGAGGACUCCUGUAACGGGCGUGUCAUCAAAGGUUGCACAUUGAACCUCACAGCAUCUUCAUUAACAGUGUUGCCAACAUACAUGAAUAGAAAUACCUGCACGAUUGUCGCAUGUCACAAUAAGCUGUCUGUUCUGAAUAACACAACAUUCAACGCGACAGGGGAUCUUAAAGAAAUUAUACUUAGGUAUAAUGAAAUCCGUAAGUUGGAGACUGGAACAUUCAAAUCUCUUCAUAAACUUCAACACAUCGAUUUGGGUUACAAUCAUAUUGAGUAUGUCGAUGAAAGAUUGUUCAGCAACAAUAACCUGUACAAACUUAAUUUGGAGCAUAAUUAUAUUAGUACAAUAAAUCCGAAUAUGAUGAUGUAUGCCAUUGACAUUUGGAAAAUAGUAAUCAGGGGUAACAAAAUCAUAAAACUUGAAGCACACACGUUCUCAAAUACUUCUGCUAUAGUGGAGAUAGACAUUUCGAGAAAUGAGAUAAUUGAUUUAGAUCCAAAGAUAUUUCAACAGAACAGAAGGAUAAGUAAACUGGAUAUGAGCAGUAAUAGGAUUUCGAGACUUCAUCCUAAUAUCUUCAAAUCAGCUCAUUUUAUGAUGUGUUUGAACAUAAGUCACAAUAGAAUUGUGUCUCUUGAAGCAUACCUGUUCAGCAGUAACAUCCAUCUGCAGAACUUAGACUUAAGUAACAAUGCUAUUAAACAUGUCGACACGAACAUUUUCAAGAACAACAGUAGACUAGAAAUUCUGAACAUGAGUAACAAUAAUCUCAGCUCAAUAAAUGACGCCAUUUUCUCUCACAAUCCUACUAUCAUUUCAGUAGACAUCAGUCACAACAAUAUCCGUUAUAUUCAUCCUGAAACUUUUCGAACGAACAAAAAACUUUCAAUUUUGAAAAUGAGGGAAAACAGAUUAUUUUAUUUGGAUGAUCAAAUAUUCUUCCAUAACAACAAACUUAAGGUUAUUCACUUUAGUAAUAACGAAAUUACAGCCAUUCCUUCAAAGAUUUUCACAACAAACACUGAAAUCCAAAGCAUAAACCUAAGUACCAACCGUAUCACACAAAUUUCCCCAGGCACUUUUGACACCAACAAAAAUAUUAUUGAUGUUGAUCUCAGCCAUAACAAAAUAAAAGUAUUAGACAGUAAUAUAUUUUCAGAGACCCAAAUUAAGACAUUGAAUCUUCGUGGAAAUACGCUGACAAUGAAAGGAGGUGUGCCUUUACUGAGAGCACCUGUUCUAGAGAAUCUUGACUUGGGUUCAUGUGGAAUCACCACGUUAUCACCUGAAACGUUUCAUGAUAUGUUACAUCUAAAGGAACUGAAGAUGGAUAAGAACUGUUUGAGUCUUCCUAUCGAACCUGACACAGAAAACAAUAUAUUCAGCAAACUACAUGAGUUGUCGAAGCUGGAUCUCUCUAGCAACAAAAUAACUGUUAUGAACUCAACUUUGUUUCAUGGCAUGAAUAAUUUAAAACUACUGAAUUUGUCAUUUAAUCCUGUAUUAUGUGACGACUGUAAAAUGGAAGAUAAAUGUAUUCAGUUUCGUGCUUGGUGUAGUUCCAGAAGUGACCACUGUGGUGAAACUUGUAGCGCAGAAGUAUCUGCGUCACAAGGGAACAGUGCUAAUAACACAUUUGUGAGUGAAGACUUGUCGCAUAGUAACUUGAAUACAAGUUCUCUCAAUAUUUCGAGUCGCAGGCAAGACAUUAAGGUCCAUAAGAAGAAAGAAGUGGACAGCGACAAGAUUAUAUCGAGAGACCAAGACAGUUCUCUUGUACUUUAUUUGUCUUUGGGUGUCUGUUUAACCUCGAUUGCGAUUGUGGUUGGCCUGGCCAUCACCUUCAUCAGAAGAAAAAGGCGUAGACGUAAUGGCGGAUACUUGUAAUCAGAAUUUAUUUAAAUGUGCAUCUAAUCACUCCCGGUCAAGGAAG